This is a messenger RNA of Ornithorhynchus anatinus (platypus), 514 nucleotides long. RefSeq names its product protein S100-A6. Gene Ontology annotation, cellular component: cytoplasm; perinuclear region of cytoplasm; nucleus. The coding region runs from base 102 to 380 and encodes 92 amino acids. Lineage: Eukaryota; Metazoa; Chordata; Mammalia; Monotremata; Ornithorhynchidae. Gene Ontology annotation, molecular function: calcium ion binding; S100 protein binding. The transcript is spliced from 3 exons. The record is from RefSeq and is a predicted model, not a curated record.
GCUCAAUAAAAGAAAUCGUACUGCGCCAGUGCCCCUCAUCCUACCAGCCCCAUCCAGCCUUUUUUGCCACCGAGACCCCCAGGUCUCUUGCAGCCCACGCCAUGUCCUGUCCCCUGGAUCAAGCCCUCGGUCUCCUGGUUUGCAUCUUCCACAAAUACUCGGGCAAAGAGGGCGACAAGAAUUCCCUCAGCAAGAAGGAACUCAAGGAGCUGAUCCAGAACGAGCUCACCAUCGGGCCGAAGCUCAAUGAUGCAGAGAUCGUGAAUCUAAUGAAUGACCUGGAUCAGAACAAGGACCAGGAAGUGAACUUCCAGGAGUAUGUCACCUUUCUGGGCGCCUUGGCCAUGAUUUACAACGACGCCUUAAAAGGUGUUCUUUGAGGCUGAGGCUGUUGAAGAAACAGGCAGGUUUUGGGAGGCUAAUUCACUCUCCAUUUAAGCGUGUCUGUGUGUGUGUUUGUGUGUGUGUGUGUGUGCGCAGAAAUGCUGACAUUAAAGAUCUUUUUUUAAAAGUU